This is a messenger RNA of Pseudonaja textilis, 2825 nucleotides long. It is a transcript of the gene HIBADH, whose product is annotated as 3-hydroxyisobutyrate dehydrogenase. The record is from RefSeq and is a predicted model, not a curated record. Gene Ontology annotation, cellular component: mitochondrion. Gene Ontology annotation, molecular function: 3-hydroxyisobutyrate dehydrogenase activity; NAD binding; NADP binding. Lineage: Eukaryota; Metazoa; Chordata; Lepidosauria; Squamata; Elapidae. Gene Ontology annotation, biological process: L-valine catabolic process.
UGGAGCCAAGCUAAGGGAGCGAAGAAGGUGGUGGCGUCUUACUAGAGGUCGCGGAACGGAGGCGGGCAAGCAGCAUGGCAGCAGCGUUAAUGCUCCGAGCCUCCGUUAGUUUGCUGCACAGGCAUGGGAAAGUCUGUGCAGACUGGCUCGCUUGGGUGUCUUCUAGGGCAAUGGCUUCCAAAACUCCAGUUGGAUUUAUUGGUUUGGGAAAUAUGGGAAAUCCAAUGGCAAAAAACCUUGUGAAACAUGGUUAUCCCAUUAUCGCAUGUGAUGUAUUUCCAGAAGCAUGUAAGGAAUUCCAAGAGCUGGGUACCCAGGUGGCUGAUUCUCCAGCAGAUGUAGCAGAUAAAGCAGAUAGGAUUAUUACAAUGCUUCCAUCUAAUCCUAAUGCAAUAGAGGUUUACAUAGGUACCAAUGGAAUUCUCAAGAAAGUGAAGAAAGGUUCUUUAUUAAUAGAUUCCAGUACUAUUGACCCUGAAGUUUCAAAAGAACUAGCUAAAGAAACUGAAAAAAUGGGAGCUGUUUUUAUGGAUGCCCCGGUUUCUGGUGGUGUUGGAGCUGCUCGUGCAGGAAAUCUUACCUUCAUGGUCGGGGGAGUAGAGCAGGAAUUUGAUGCUGCAAAAGAGCUGCUCACAUGUAUGGGUUCCAAUGUGGUCUAUUGUGGAGAAGUUGGAACUGGACAGGCUGCAAAAAUCUGCAAUAAUAUGCUGUUAGCCAUCAGCAUGAUUGGAACUGCUGAGACCAUGAAUCUUGGAAUCAGGUUAGGGCUUGACCCAAAGCUUCUGGCCAAAAUCUUAAAUAUGAGUUCAGGCCGUUGUUGGUCAAGUGAUACAUACAACCCUGUGCCAGGAGUAAUGGAUGGGGUACCUUCUGCUAAUAAUUAUCAAGGUGGCUUUGGAACAACCCUUAUGGCUAAGGAUCUUGGCUUGGCCCAGAUUUCUGCCACCAACACUAAAUCUCCAGUCCCACUUGGAUCCCUAGCCCAUCAGAUUUACAGGAUCAUGUGUGCCAAGGGUUAUGCCCAAAAAGACUUCUCAUCCGUAUUCCAGUUUUUACGGGAAGAAGAAAACUUGUGAAAUCUCUAUUGACUUUUAACUAGAGACAUUGUUUAAAAAAAUAUGUAUUUAGAGCCUCUUUCAGAUUAAUCAAUAAAUACAUGAGUUUAAUCAAAGAUUAAAUUUAAUCAUGAUCUCACCCAUCUUCUGUAUUCUAAAGUCACAGCUAACUCCAAGGUUUCCUAUCAUUUCAAAUACUGUGGAAUUCUUUUUAAUAAUUUAUAUAUCUUGCUUUUUAAAAAGUGCAGUAGCAAGAUUUAAAGAAAACUCAGUAUAUUUCUAUUUACUUACCUACUUCCAAAUAAUCCUUUUCUAAACUUGUUACGAAUUUGGGGUGAAUUUUAAGUUGGAUUGCAAAAUGGACAUGGCUUCUAGUUUGGGAACAGUUUUUCUGAACUGAAUAAGUAUAAUGGUUAAAGAGAUCCUGAACUUCCUAAGUAAUAUUCCAAUUUACUUUAAAACAAAAUUAUUAUAAUCAAGAAUUAAUGAUAAAAAUCUGUAUUAAUUAAUGGUUGCAAUUUAUUUGAAAUCUGGUGCUUAUGGUUUUGGAAAGUCAUAGUAAAAAUAGCAUAAUAAAAAUAACAUGUUUCACAUUUUUUCCUCAAUAGCCUAAUUUUAUAUAUUUUUAUUUUUGUCAUCUUUUCAACAUUCAUGAUUAGUUCCUUUACUGACAUGCAGAUAUCUUUGUAUUAUUAUACAUCUAAAUAAAUAAAUCCUUUGAAAUCUAAGGUAAUGAUCACAAGAAGAAAUAUAUGGGCUUAUUGUGAGGGGGUAUUCUCUUGCUUUUAUUAUGAUCAGAUUCUAUGCAUGGUCCUACCAAUAAAAAUGCAUUUGAAAACUACAUAAGAGAAUUAAAGACCUGUCUUGCCUAAACAAGAACACAUAGUGUAAAGAUCUGUUGAUUGGUGUGUUAUUAAAUUUCAAUUUUGGUUUGUUAAGAAUGCAGUCAAAACUAUUAAAGUGGAUAACUAUGAUAGAGAAUAUAUAAGACCAUUCUUUAUUGUUACAGUAAUUCUUGAAACUCUGCAUGAAGAGAAAUAAUAAACAUUUAUCAGAAUUGCCUGAUCACCAUAGCUUUUAACAGGGCAAUUGAUCAACCUACAAAUUAUGAAUACUCCUAUAAAAAUGUAAUGAAUUACCAACAGAAUUGGAUCCCUUUAGAACAUGUUCCCCAUUUUUUGUUACUGUCACCAUGAGUCCUAAAACUAGUAUUUGUCCUAGAACUGAAGUAAUACAUUUUUAUAUAAUCCUUUUUAUAAUUAGCUAUAAUUAUUCAGCUGAUUUCAGAUCACUCUUGUGAGGGUUUAUGUGUGGUCAAAAUGAACAAUAUGGCAGCAGAAAAUUUGCUGGGUAAUUUAAAAUAUAGAGUCAAAAAGACUGAAGAAAGUUCUCUGCUGGUUCUGUAGAUCUGACAGAUGAUAGGGCAGAUUUGAUAAAGACCGCACAUAAACACAUAGAACAUACUGGACAGUAAGCAGUCAAAAUGUUCCAACUAAGAAUGCUAGAAAUAUGAAAUGGGUGAAGCUUCCUCUUUCAUUUUGAUAGACAAGGCUAUAAGGGGGAAAUACAGCCUGUUAAUUAAAGGUACUUAGAACAGAGGUAGAUGACUUACUUUUCAUGGAGUGGAUUCCUUACUAGAUUGGAGUACUAGGUUUCAUUUCCCAAGCACUACGUGGGAUUGUUUCUUUUUUUUUUUUUAUAAUUAGGCAUUCUACACAAUCAGCUAUAAACGUGAAAUAAAGUUUAAGUGCUUAAUUUUCUACAGUGGUA